CAGCGAGGUGCGUUAACGACGCUUUCAGAAUGUCACAUUCGAACCAAUUCCUACCCUUCGUUGAAAUCUCGCGUCCACCACAGGACAUGUGCCUGGAGAUCCUGCGGCCGGUUGGAGCCGGCGUCGUGCUUCUUGUCGGAGAAGGAGAUUUCUCGUUUUCGGCGUCGCUGGCCGAAGUGCUUGGGGGCAAGAAGAUUGUGGCAACGUGCUUCGAAGAAAACAACCCGGAUGUGGAGAACCGACAGACGAACAUGGCCACGAUUCGCCGCCUGGGGGGUUGCGUGUACACGGACGUGGACGCUCGGCGCCUCGACCAGCACCCAGACCUUGGGCGUUGUGCGAUCGAGUGCAUCGUCUUCAACUUUCCCCACACGGGCGGCAAGAUGAAGAUCGGGGAGAACCGGAGGCUUCUCAGGGAUUUCUUUGUCAGUGCAGGGCGGCUGCUGGGCACGGGGGGCCGGGUGCUGGUGACGCUGUGCCGGGGCCAGGGCGGCACGCCGGCUGAGGACCCACCCAGGCGCUUUGACGACACCUGGCAGGUGGUGCACAUGGCCGCCCACGGGGGCCUGCUGCUCCGCAGGGUGGAGCCCUUCCGGACAACCGACUUCCCGGCGUACUCGCCGGUCGGCUACAGGGGUGGCAAGAAGGCCUUCUGCACCGAGGGAGCGCUCGUGCACGUGUUUGAGGUGCGGAGCGUGCCCACCCUGGCGAGCGCAGAUUCCCCAGGCAUCCUGGAAAGGAGCUUCCUGGCCGAAGAACUAGGGUCGCGCCUCCACCUGGAGGGCCACCCCCUGCGGCUGGCACUGGACGCGCUAGAGGCCGCCCUGGGCCGCCACCUGGGACACCCGCCGCUACCCCGAGAGGCUGGCCAUCGUUCCGUUGGACCGCUCGCGACCUGCACGCUAACACUCCGGCCGAGCCCCGCGUUGUCGCCCCUCCAACCCCCCGAGGAGCACCUCCUGGUGAUCUGCGCCGUGGGAAUGUCUGCACGAGACGCCGUCGUUGCCGCACUGUCCGAGGCGUCUCCGCCCGAGGCCUCCUGGCACUGGGCCGACAAGGCGUACGGUCGGCUCGUGUGCGGAUCGCUGUGCGUGGCCACGUUGCGCUGCGGGGACGCAGUCUCGGACUGCGCCAAGGUGGUGGCCGAGAUAGGGCUGGAGCGCCUGGCGCUGGCGGCCUGCGGCCAAGCGGACUGGCGCCUGCUGCUGCACCCGGGGGACGCCCUGUUCCCGCCGGCCUACACGCACGACCUCAGCUUCUGGCUGCCCGAGCACUUCGAGGACUGCCUCUUUGCCCGGGUGGUUUCCAACCUGCUGGGCGACGUGCUAGAGAGCUUGGAGCUGGUGGACUGCUUCUCGGCUGAUGGGCGGAUGAGCCGCUGCUACCGCCUCGUCUAUCGGUCCCUGGAUCGGCCGCUGGGCCGGGAAGCCGCCCGGGACCUACAUUUGGCUCUGGGACCCGCCCUCCAGUGCCUCCUGGGCCUUCAAGUCCGCUGAUCCCCCCCGCGGUACUCCUUCGCCGCUCCCUCCCCGUUGCUCGACUGCCACGAUGUGAACGACCGAGACGGACAUGCCGGAACAAUAGUGAUGGGAAUGGACGAGUGUCUGCGAGACCCGGACACAGCUCUGGAGAGGCGAGUUCCUCAAAGUGCUCUACGGCUCCGAGACUGGGCAGUCCGACGCCUAAACCCCUUGUCACGACUGAUCGACGGUUCUACGAUUGCCAACCGAUCUGCUUGGUAUCCUCGCCAGUCGCCGCCUGGUGAGUUACCGGAGGGCGAGAGCCAUUUAACAAGGGAAGACUUCGAGUCCGACGGACAAAAGCCGGUCUUUGCCGGAGAGGGAGGGGUCCCAUUCGGCUUCGAAGCGGGUGGGUCCCCUACAAGGUCGACCUCUCCUCGGUCGGUGGAAAAUCGGUCCCUAUUCCUGCCCGCCACCCCCCACGGAUUAGUGGCCGAAGUUUCGUUCCGUGCUAGAUGCUAAUCUUCGGUCCGGAAGUCACCGGUGACUGCUCAGACAUUUUUACACCUUUGCUCCGAAAGUGCCUCGUGCCACCACCUCCAGGACGUCUGCCCGUUUGUGUGCGUGCUCAAAAAGGUGGGUGGAGCUGGGCAAUGGCUCGGCCAUAAAAGGGCAUAAAAAAGCGACCUUAUAAAAGCAAAUGAGCGUGAAUGGGCCAUCCGACUUUGUACUCUAUGUAAAUAAACGGCGUAUAUUUCAAGAGA
Ixodes scapularis (black-legged tick) is the source of this 2224-nucleotide messenger RNA. Its product is annotated as ferredoxin-fold anticodon-binding domain-containing protein 1. The record is from RefSeq and is a predicted model, not a curated record. Gene Ontology annotation, biological process: rRNA base methylation. Gene Ontology annotation, molecular function: rRNA (uridine-N3-)-methyltransferase activity. Bases 30 to 1496 code for a protein of 488 amino acids. Gene Ontology annotation, cellular component: cytoplasm. The transcript is spliced from 7 exons. NCBI's taxonomy places the organism in Eukaryota, Metazoa, Arthropoda, Arachnida, Ixodida, Ixodidae.